GUAGAAUCGGUAGUAAAGAAAGACAUUGUUCUCUUCUUCGAUUGUUUACUUUUGCGUUUUUCUCGCCCGCUCGCUUGCUCGUCUCCUCCUAUAGGCAGAUCUGAGUUUGGACAAAGAAGAAAACUCCGUUACCAGGUAAAGCAUUCAGGAAAACAUGCCUCCCCAGAAGAUCGAAACGGGUCACAGCGACAUUGUCCACGAUGUGGUCAUGGAUUACUAUGGAAAGCGAGUAGCAACUGCUUCAUCAGACUGUACUAUCAAGAUAACCGGAGUAAGCAACAGUGGCGGAUCUCAGCAGCUAGCCACCUUAACCGGUCACCGAGGUCCGGUCUGGCAAGUCGCUUGGGCGCACCCAAAGUUUGGUUCUCUCCUCGCUUCGUGUUCCUAUGAUGGCCAAAUCAUAAUAUGGAAAGAAGGUAACCAAAACGAAUGGACACUGGCUCAUGUCUUCACAGACCACAAAGUAUCAGUAAACUCUAUCGCUUGGGCUCCCCAUGAGCUCGGUCUCUCCUUAGCCUGUGGAGCAUCCGACGGAAACAUAUCGGUUUUCUCAGCUAGAGCCGAUGGCGGUUGGGACACGACAAAGAUAGACCAAGCACACCCGGUUGGAGUCACUUCUGUCUCUUGGGCACCAGCCACAGAACCAGGCGCUCUCGUUAGCUCGGGCAUGCAAGAACCGGUUUACAAAUUAGCAUCGGGCGGGUGUGAUAGUAAGGUAAAAGUGUGGAGAUUCGCCAACGGGUCGUGGAAAAUGGAUUGUUUCCCGGCCCUUGACAAGCACACGGAUUGGGUCAGGGACGUGGCUUGGGCGCCCAACUUAGGCCUCCCAAAGUCAACGAUAGCCAGUGGUUCAGAAGAUGGGAAAGUGAUCAUAUGGACAAUCGGGAAAGAAGGUGAGCAAUGGGAAGGUAAGGUUUUGAAAGAUUUCAAGACACCGGUUUGGCGGGUCUCGUGGUCGUUGACCGGUAACUUGCUGGCUGUUUCCGAUGGGAACAAUAACGUUACGGUCUGGAAAGAGGCUGUGGAUGGAGAGUGGGAACAAGUCACUGUCCUUGACCCAUAGAUUUUACUGUCUUUUAUUUUGUGUUAAUAUCGUCAAAUGUGGUUUCUUUUUACAUUUUUCAUUUUCUAGGGACUUGUUACUUGUUUUCUCUCUAUACGUUUUUCAGAAAAAAUAUGUAUUUUAAAUUUUGUAAUCAGACAUUAAGAAGUUUCAUUUCAAUUAAAUUUCCAUCUA
Molecule: messenger RNA, 1237 nt
Organism: Eutrema salsugineum
Lineage: Eukaryota; Viridiplantae; Streptophyta; Magnoliopsida; Brassicales; Brassicaceae
Product: protein transport protein SEC13 homolog A
Exons: 2
Coding region: 155-1063 (302 amino acids)
Biological process (GO): COPII-coated vesicle budding; protein import into nucleus
Cellular component (GO): nuclear pore outer ring; COPII vesicle coat
Molecular function (GO): protein binding; structural molecule activity
Source: RefSeq, a predicted model, not a curated record